Messenger RNA from Spirometra erinaceieuropaei, 2530 nucleotides. NCBI's taxonomy places the organism in Eukaryota, Metazoa, Platyhelminthes, Cestoda, Diphyllobothriidea, Diphyllobothriidae. The record is from the annotation of a GenBank genome assembly.
AUGGCUGAAACUAUCUAUGCUUGGCACUUACAGAAGCAGAAGAGCCUUGAGGACGUUAAACGAGCCGCUACUAAAUCUAUCUAUAUGGUCCCUCAGGUAAGCGAAGCGACACUACAUCAAACGAGACAGAACUGCAAUCUAGAUGUUUCGCGAACCCAUUGUCCAUAUCAAGGCCUCAAGGGGCGUCAGUCAGUCUUAAACAGAAAAUCAAGUCGAUGAGCAUGAAAUCUAGUUCCUGCAGUACACUCGGAUUUUACUGUCUAUUGUCCAGGAAGCAACGAACGAAGGCACUAGUUAAAUUUCCGUCAGUAGUUUCUAGUUUUGUAUGACGCAGUGAAGGCACGGAAACAUGCCAAAAUUUUGCCGUCCGCUUAAUUUUCUUCAUCUGGUGCUGGAGACGUGCUGCAAAUCAUCAAGGAAUCGAGGUUGACAGAGUAACUCGAUUUGAGUAAAAUGAGUUCCUCAAUCUGUCAUUAAACGAAUGUUUUCUCUGCGUUGAUGUGUGCAGGGUGGACAUCGAAACGGUGUAGUGCUAAUCGUCUGCAGUGCUAAGGGCUACUAUUAUUAUGAAACGGCAAUUAAAAUGCCCAGCAGAAAUCACAAUUGGUUAAUCAAUGGGAGUGCUCUGCAGCAAUGAGUGAAACCGCAAUUGGAAACACAAAAAGUGCUGUAACCACUCUGCACAUCUCAAAUGUCUGCCAAUAAAAACUCGGUACGGAGGCCGCUUGAAGACGCUCGAAUAGUGAUGCAGGAGCAAAGUUGUUAAUUUGCCUACUUCUUCUACUGAUGAGGGGCGCCAAACGGCAACAUCACCAUGUGCAGUCCGCUGUUCCCAGGGCCUAGCUUAAAUUACUUAAUUCAGUGUUAACGUCGGUCUCUACUUCCGUCGCGUGCGUGUUUCCUAAUAGAAUCGAGACAGGAGCUAAAUAUCUAUCAUUAGGGGGGUUGUGACCGCAUGUCUAGGUCGAAAUUGGAGACCGAUUCGUGAGUGCCGUCCAGGUGGCGCGUGAGGGCCCAUAGGGUUCACAAUGCUUGCAAGUACGAGCACAUGGUUUAUGCGUGAUACCCCGGACGACGAUGUUCGAAUCCGUAACGUUUAUUCCGAAUCUACUUAUGUCUUCUGCCCGUCAACAGACACUAAGAUUUAGAAAAAUAGGAAUCAUAGUUAGGUGCCAAGGCUUGUGUUGGAUGUUUUACGUCUACAAUUGACCUUCACCCGAACUUAAAAUAAACAUGGUCUAUAUAGGGCAUGUAACCUGAAAAUUCGGACACCCGACCGUUAAACCAAUAAGCAAUCAGCAUAAUAUUAGUAAUAAAAAGCAACACAUAAGCUAGGACAGUGCUAAGGCGUUGCCGUCGCGGUGCAUGCAGACGAAGGAACACUGAACAAAACGCAAACCAACACGACACAAGGAAAAUGCUUCUAAAGGAUGUUUUGCAGUUGAAGUGUGCAUGGGUGAUGAAUUAAAUAAGGACAAGCGAGUCAUCUGCGCUGUCUGAAUCGAUAUACACAAACAAACAUACUUGGAAAAACAAAAACGCGCAAGACGGAACGGCUCUUAAGGCUAUAUGGGCUAAGCCAAAAUUGAGCAGUUCAAAAUUGUCCAGAUUCUCAAUUACGCGAAGGAAAAUGAAUGUUGAAGUACACAAUUUCAUCUAUAGUCUAAUAAUCCCGCACAUCUUGUUCCUAUACUGCGAAGGGCGGUGUCAGCAAAUGCCUGAGUUUUCGGUAAAUUUUUAAAAGGGGGAUUGUUUCGGCAGAAUAGUCUGCAAAUAAGCAAAUUUCGACUGCUAAUAAUAUAGAAAGAGAGAUACUGACGCAAUAAAUGCGUAAUCCCACCAAAAUUUCAAAUGAAAUUUUCUAACGAAACGUCUAAAUGGCGGUUAAAUCUAGCUGACAUCUGUGAAAAAACGUAAAAAAAUCGUCCAUUUGCGCUCAUUCGACAAUCCAUGUGAAAAUCCCAUAUAAUAAUAAGCACAACACUGAGCACUUAUUUACAGGCAUAACCAGCACAUAUAUAUGUAGAACAGAGGUGGUAUGCAUCCCGAAACGAUAUAAUGAAAAAGGAAGAGGUUCUUCGGAAAAAUUGGGCUGUACUCGUGAAUUUUCGAGCUGGUGACACCAACCUGUCGCACACGAAAUGAAAACAAGUUAAAAAGUAUUUGUCACACAAGACUGGUUAGCUCUACAGGACAGACAGACAACUGUCCUAUGAAAGGGCUGGUCACAGAGUCAUGGUAGGUCACUGAACGAGGGGAAGGGGAGGCGGAACAAUUACGCAUCCUUGUGCUGGAGGAGGAGGAGGAGGAGGAGGAGGAGGAGGAGAAGGAGGAGGAAGAAGAAGAAGAAGAAGAAGAAGAAGAAGAAGAUGAUGAUGAUGAUGAUGUUGAUGGUGAUGGUGAUGAUGAUGAUGAUGAUGAUGAUGAUGAUGAUGAUGAUGAUGAUGAUGAUGAUGAUGAUGAUGAUGAUGAUGAUGAUGAUGAUGAUGAUGAUGAUGGAUGGAUAGUAGAUCAAUUGCACCCCGGGUGA